UCCUUCUUGAAACAUUUUGAUUUACGCAGUGGUUCCUCCAAAUCCGUCAAGAUUCGGGUCAAAAACAGAGAGCCCGUUCCCGUGUACCAGAUGGAGCACCCGGAGAUCGACGACGAUGGUCGCAUGUCUGGUACCGAGGAGCGGGUUUCGGACAUGGAACAGGAGGACAGUCUCGGGCUGAUGGGCGGACGAGACAGCCCGCUCAAGCCUGGCGGCGGCUUAACCGAAGGGGAAGACAUCCUGGCGAAGCUCCGCCAGCAGGUAUCGGCGGCGUCACUCUUCCCGACGAGGGAGGGCGGCAUGCUGGGCUCCUCCCCGCCCCCGCCAGGCUCACCCAACAAUAAUAACAGUAUUAAUAAUGGACACAACCUCUACGACCGCCUCCACACCCUCCUGCAGGCCAAGAUGAAGAGGGAGGAGGACGGGGAGGCGGAGGAGGACUCGCGGGACCUGGUGCUCCGGGCGGAGGCGCUGCAGAGGCAACGAGAGUCACUGUUGUCGUCGCCUCAGGCACUGAUGAAUGCCAUGAGAGGCGGUGGCCCGCCCUCGCUAGUGCCUCCAGGGCCGCACCUGCCGCCCUUCAUCCCCAGUACCGUCGGCCUGCCGCCCACUUCCCAGAUGCCGCCCACGCCAGGCUCAGCUGGCUCUCGGGACUCCUCAGGCAACGGCGCCCGCACGCCCUCACACACGCCCGAGCCGCACCAGAGUCAGCAGUCCUGGAGCUUCGAGGAGCAGUUCAAACAGUUCUAUAACCCUACUUCUAAACCAGUAUUUACCCAGGUCUUUCAUCAGUCUACGUCCAAGAAUAUCCACUAUAAUGUUGACUAG
Messenger RNA from Procambarus clarkii (red swamp crayfish), 828 nucleotides. Lineage: Eukaryota; Metazoa; Arthropoda; Malacostraca; Decapoda; Cambaridae. The record is from RefSeq and is a predicted model, not a curated record.